ACCAGAGUUACUGCAAUUUAACUUGAAUUGAGAAAGCAGGUUUGUGUGAAGAAUUGGACCUUUUAGGAAGUGUUCCUGCACGGAGUGGUCCUAAUCUACAGUCUUUCCGUUUUACGGGGAAGAGCCGAGUUUGGAUUCCAUUAAUUUUUAAAAAAAAAAUCAUGACAACAGCACAGUUUCUACUCAACGUCCUCGAUGAACUGACCGAAAGUGACUUUCUCCGAUUCAAAUUCUAUCUUCAGGACAGCACAGAAUUUAAACCGAUAGCCAGUGGUCUGCUGGAGGGUAAAUCCCGUUUGGAAAUGGUUUUUCUACUCCAGAAACAUUAUGCCGAAGAGGCUCGGGACAUCAGCAGAAAGAUCCUCCUGAAAAUUCCCAGGCGCGACCUGGUGGAGAACAUGUAUGGACAGGGGGUCACGAGCGGCGCAGAGGGAAGGGCUGAAGCACAGAGGAAGAGGGAGACACCCGAGAGCCAUGGAUCUUCUGGAACUGUGUCCGAUCCUUUGGAGAAUGAAGUGCUUCUAUUGAAGAAAAAUAAAGUGAAGCCAAAGUUACUGACAGACAAAGAACUGAUGACAUUGGCCAAAAACAUGGGCCAUAAUUGGAAGCAAAUUGGAAUCCAAUUCCUGGACCUGCAAAGCUACGAAAUUGAGCAGUGUGAAGUACAGCACCGGACCGUAGUCCUGCAAAGCUUUGAAAUGUUCAAAUGCUGGAGGAACCGAGAAAAGGAGGGGGCAACUGCUCUCAAACUGCACUCCAUUCUCGCCAACAAGGACUGCCCCAUCAGCUCUGAACACUUCGAUUGUCUUCUUGACAAAAAUCAUUGAACAAAGACAAAGAGGGGAAUAUUUUCUGUAUUUUUUUUAAUUUAAAUGAUCUUAAUAAAAUUUGUACAUUUCAGAAGUUAAAAA
Messenger RNA from Carcharodon carcharias (great white shark), 911 nucleotides. RefSeq lists its product as uncharacterized. The record is from RefSeq and is a predicted model, not a curated record. NCBI's taxonomy places the organism in Eukaryota, Metazoa, Chordata, Chondrichthyes, Lamniformes, Lamnidae. The transcript is spliced from 3 exons. The coding region runs from base 162 to 827 and encodes 221 amino acids. Gene Ontology annotation, biological process: regulation of apoptotic process; signal transduction. Gene Ontology annotation, molecular function: protein binding.